Molecule: messenger RNA, 2349 nt
Organism: Crotalus tigris (Tiger rattlesnake)
Lineage: Eukaryota; Metazoa; Chordata; Lepidosauria; Squamata; Viperidae
Product: E3 ubiquitin-protein ligase Topors-like
Exons: 3
Coding region: 134-1939 (601 amino acids)
Biological process (GO): protein monoubiquitination; protein polyubiquitination
Molecular function (GO): ubiquitin protein ligase activity; metal ion binding
Source: RefSeq, a predicted model, not a curated record
UGGAUCCUUAAGGAAAGACAUGGGACAUGAGGAGAAUAGGAAGCUAAAGACGACCUCAGGAUAGAUCAAGAGAGAUACAAGACAAAAAGGAAACAAAAUAUUAGCAACUAUCUUUAGAUAUCAGGGGAGAAGCAUGGAAAGGGAUAUGAAGAUUAUGGCAUCAUCAAAUGAAGAACUUCAUUCUGACAGUAGCUUUUUAUCCCUGACUGGGACAGGAAAUGAAAACACUACCGUGCCAACUGAUGGACCUUCAGACUCAAGGUGUCCCAUCUGCUUAGAAAGAAUACGGAAUGUGGCCCUCUUAAACCCUUGUUUCCAUAGAUUUUGUUUUGCCUGUAUCCUAGAGUGGUCAGACAGGAAGGCAGAGUGCCCACUCUGCAAGCAACGUUUCCAUUCUUUCUUUCAUACCAUAAGAUCUGACACAGAUUUUGAGGAAUACAUUGUUCCUUUUGAAAAUGCAUCCUAUAACAUGUGUGGGGAGAGAUCAGCAACUAAUCAAAGACCUGAAGCACUACCAGAUAAUGGGAUCUUAUAUGGAGGAUCCUCAGGUCUCCAAUCACAAGAUGGGAUAAGAAUGCUUGAUGAGCUGAUGAGACAACUUGGAAUAAGGAGGUCAUCUCAUCCUGGAGGAAUAACCCUCGCACAAAUUCGAGAACAGGCUACACUGAAGUUCAGAAGAACUCUAUAUCAGUUAGGAGUUCGUGUCAGGAAUGUCCAAACUGGAGGAUUUUAUAGAGAUAUAUCAGCAGACUUUUUUCACAGGAAUCCUGUCCGCCUAAACAGGUUAGUGCCUUGGUUGAAGCGUGAGCUACGAGUUCUGUGUGGAACACAUGCAUCAUUAGUCAAUAACAUACAGCACAUCAUUCUGAAUAACAUAACUGUUUAUGAUCUGGAGAGUCAAGCAUUUGCUGAUGUGAUUCAGCCUCACUUACUCCAUUACACCAAUCACUUCUUACAUGAAUUCAUUAAUUUUGCUCGCUCUCCUUUCAACAUUAAGGUUUAUGACUGGAGAGCUAGUUAUGAUGUUCCCUUCCCCAUGCAUGAUGAUGGGUUUCAGACCCAUUCUUCUUUUACUACAUCUUCUUCAGAAGAUGAGGAGGAAGAAGGAGAAACAGAAGACUCAGAUGAGAAUGAUGUGGAAGAUGGAGAAUCAAUGGCAAGUGAUGAGGAAGAAACUUGGGAUGAUGAAGUCCAGGAAUCAACUAGUUCCAGUUUAGAGCAUAUUCUGGAUGAUUUUUUUCUUCCUUUUGGAUCUUCUGAUGGGGAACUUGUAAGAAAUGAAGAUAAUAUGGAUGCAUUUUUCCAAGCUGAUGGACAUUUAAGUACUCACAAUGGACACUGUCCAUCACACAAAUGUGUUCUGAAUCAACUAGAAGAGAGGACUCCAAUACUAGGCAAAUUCAUCCCAGGCUGUAAGGAGAGGGCAGAGACCAAUAUUGCUGAAGAGCAGGGGGAUGAAGAUGAUGAUGAAGAAGAAGAAGAGGAAGAAGAAGAGGAACUGGCACAUAAGCAAGUGUCCUUAAGUAUUGAUUUUGUUGAUGGCCUUUCCAAUGGUCCAGGUACAGCUAUACCUAAUGUUGGCCAGCUUGUUAGCAGUAACCCUACGUCAAACACUCUGCAGCUUCCAUCCCAAGAACAAGAAGAAAAUGGCAUGGGACAGACCUCAUUGCAACAACAAGAUUUAGUUAGUACGAAAGUGAUUCAUCACAAAGGAGAGGAGAUGAUUGUCAUUAAGAUGCUUCAGCCCCAAACAGAAGACAUUUUGGUUAUUGAACACAUUGAAGUAAAAACAAGAGAAAUGGAUGAUUCUGGUCAAUUGUUUUGGCAAGAUGAAAAAAUGACUAAAACUACAGAGCUGCCGUGUUCUACUGAAACUCCUCCAAGUGGUUCUGCUAUUAAGUGGGAACCUGGAUGUUUUACAUGUAUUAAAAGACCAUGAUUUGUACAUCAAAAUUUUCAACCCAAUAGCCCAUAAGAGAACUUUUGAACUAGUUCUCUUACUGAAGUUUUACAUGUUACACUCAAUCCAAUAAAUUCAUAUAAAUGAAAAAAAAAUGUGCUUAAUGUAUAAUGGCCCAAAACUGGUAGAAUCUUAAAAAAAACACUGAUGGUAAUCCAAGGCCCAUUGUAUAACUUACCUCAAAUGUUAUAAAGAAAAAUGUACAGGGAAUGAAAUUUAACAUGUUCUGAAAAGUUUUUUUGAAGGAUUUUUGAAGCCAUAGUUAUAUGAGAGUGUUUUUAAAUUGAAAGUGAUGCUACUUACAUACUUUAUGCAGUGCUAGAUCAUUCUUUGACAGCAGAGAACAGUUUCCCGCAGAUGCUUUAUGAUCCCUGUAUAAUUUCUAUGAA